This is a messenger RNA of Glycine soja, 1372 nucleotides long. RefSeq names its product nucleolin-like. The transcript has 3 exons. Lineage: Eukaryota; Viridiplantae; Streptophyta; Magnoliopsida; Fabales; Fabaceae. The coding region runs from base 201 to 1133 and encodes 310 amino acids. The record is from RefSeq and is a predicted model, not a curated record.
UAUGUAUGCUACUAUUGCUAUGCAAACAGUCAUCAUCCAUCUUUUGUUGUUGUUGUUGAUCUCCGCCUCCCUCCUCAACUCACUAUUCCACCCAAACGCACCGUUUUUUCAUUCACAUUCCUCUCACUCAGAAUCAGAUCACACCACCGCAAAACCCUAAAUUCAAUUUUUCGAUCUUGCCCCUCGCAGCCGUUGUGGAAAUGGGGAGCAGGAGGGACGAGGCGCCCGCCAUAAACAGCACCAACGUCUUCGCCGCCCUCGGAAGCCUCAAGAAGAAGAAGAAGAAGCCCGAGAAGGACCACCAGGGCCCGUCCAAGCCCAAGGACAAGAAGGACGUCUUUUGGGCCCCCGCGCCUCUCACCUCCAAGUCAUGGGCCGAUGUUGACGACGAAGAUGACGACGACUACUACGCCACCACCGCUCCUCCCGAAUCUGUUUGGGCCGCGCCGACCGUCACUCAAAACGACGCCGCUGCUGCUGAGGAAAGUGAGAGUGAGUUGGAAGGUCUUGAUGAUGCAGAUGAUGAUGCUGAGGAUGAACAAGAAAAUGAAAAUGACUUAGAAGUGACAGAAGAAGCUGAGCCUGUUCUCCGGAAGCCUCCUGAACCACCAGUGGUUACAAAAGAAGCUGAAAGGCAACUUUCUAAGAAGGAAUUAAAGAAAAAGGGGCUUGAAGAACUUGAAGCUGUUUUGGCUGAGCUAGGAUACACACCGAAGGAACCCACUGGCCAAGAAGAUGAUUCCAAUGGUGCUGAGAAGAAAGAAGAGGAUCCUAAUGGUGCUGUGGAAAAGAAGGAGAAUGCUACCGGGGAAAGCAAAAAUGCUAAAAAGAAGAAGAAGAAGGACAAAUCUUCAAAGGAGCAGAAAGAAUCACAAGACCAGCCUCAUGGUGUGGAUGCUGGAACUGGAAAUGCAACUUCUGAAACUGCUGAAACGGAGAAGGCUGAGGAUGCAUCUGCAAUUGAUGUUAAAGAGAGGCUUAAGAAGGUUGCUUCAAUGAAGAAGAAGAAAUCAAGCAAGGAGAUGGAUGCUGCUGCUCGUGCUGCUGCAAAUGAGGCUGCUGCAAGGAAUGCAAGGCUGGCUGCAUCCAAGAAAAAAGAGAAGGCCCACUACAAUCAGCAACCAGUGCGGUAAACGGGGUGGUGGGUGUCAAAGUGACUGUAUCUUCUCUUUGGUGUUUAAUUUUCCUUUUGUCCUUUUUCAUUUGCUAUCUUUCUAUAUCACAUAUAAUGAGCAUAUGCUCUUUGUUCAUUUGCAAAUGCAAAAUAAACAUUGGAGCGGCUUUAGGUAAUUUGACUUUUGAGUAAGUUUUGUCUAAUUUUUAUAUUUAGUGGGGAAUAGAAGUAUUUAUUAGUGUAUGUUGUUGUUGUUCA